This is a messenger RNA of Hypoxylon trugodes, 1571 nucleotides long. Its product is annotated as Cupredoxin. Gene Ontology annotation, molecular function: oxidoreductase activity; copper ion binding. Bases 185 to 1429 code for a protein of 414 amino acids. Lineage: Eukaryota; Fungi; Ascomycota; Sordariomycetes; Xylariales; Hypoxylaceae. The record is from RefSeq and is a predicted model, not a curated record. The transcript has 3 exons.
GGCUCUGCGACAACUCAUACCUAGUAUUGGAUUUCUCCCUGCCCCCCUUCCCCCCUUGUUAUAACCCCUUAGGAUUAGAUAACUUUCAACAACUCCCCAAAUCGGUAGUUACAGCCCAUUCCAUUUCAUUUCACCAUGGCUCAAUAUAUCAGGUCGUCGUUCCUCAAGCAGCUCAAACGGGCUCAUGAUACCCAACGAGAGCAGUUUAGACUUGAUAUGGACAUCAAAGGCACGGGCGAGCCUGAGCGAUUUGCCUCUUUCUAUUCAAGAUGAACGACCACGAAGAACUAUUCCUCUGCGGGCUUUCGUCACUUCGCUUCUAUGCCUAUUUGUUUUGGCACUAACAUUGGGGGUGGGACUUGAGCUCGGAUUUCCAUGGUACAAGACCAUCUUUGCGGCGCCGUCGGGUGACGAUAGUGGUGAUUACAGUGCAUUCGAGGAUCUUGAGUUUGUCCCGAUAGAUAAGCUCAUUAAUAAGGACGAGCUCGACCUCAAUACCGACUUCGCUACAUCAAAUACACAAGGCCAGAUCCGCGAGUAUACCUUCAAUAUUACCCAAGCACUUGCGGCGCCAGACGGGUUCCGCAAACCCAUGGUUCUCGUCAACGGACAAUCCCCACGACCACUCAUCGAAGCUAAUAUCGGCGACACGAUCCGGGUGCAUGUUAAUAACUUCAUGGCGAAUAGUAGCACGGCAAUCCAUUGGCACGGAAUAAACCAACAGGGGACACCGUGGAUGGAUGGUGUGGCGGGUGUAUCUCAAUGCGGCAUACCGCCGGGAGAGAGCUUCACGUAUGAGUUCCAUGCGAGGGAUCAAAGGGGCACGUUUUGGUGGCAUGCGCAUCGGGGAGUGCAGUAUAGUGAUGGGGCUUACGGAGCUAUUGUAAUUCGUGAUCCGGAUGAAAUGGUCCCGAAGAUAGAUGACGAGAAACUCAUUUUCGUCGCGGAUGUAUAUCAUACAUACGGAUCUACUAUACUAAAAAGCUACCUCAAACCAACCUCAAAAUGGGCGCCCACCGAAUCCGGCGUCGAGCCCCUCCCAGAUAAUAUCCUCCUCAACGGCCAAAACACAUACGACUGCUCCGUCACCUCCACCACCUUCCCACCUCCAUCCAAUUCCCCUUCCUCCUCGCCCCCAUGCACAGACGGCCAACUCUCCACCACCCAAAUCCGCCACAAACAAACAAUUCGCCUCCGCCUAAUAAACACAUCAUCAUUCCUCUCCUACUGGUUCAGCAUCGACAACCACACUUUGACAAUCGUCGAACUCGACGGCGUUGAAAUCGAACCUAUAGUUGGGGCGCGGGGUGUCUAUCUUAAUCUUGGACAAACGAGUUUCCGUUAUCAUAACCGCGGAUCAGACACCGGGACGGUAUUACAUGCGUGCUUCGGUGCCGCGGACGUGUUUUUUGCCUUAUGCUACGUAUGAGAGUAAGGGCUUGGAGGCUGGUGGGUAUGCUGUUAGGGGGGUGUUGGAGUAUCAUGAUCAAAAUCGAGGUGAUGAGCAAGGAGAAAAAGAAGAUAAUGAUGUACGGAAAUCGGAUGAACCCAUUGGGGUAGCGGGAAAUACG